GGGCUUUACACAAUGGGAUGCCACAGAUCCUUUGACUAUAGUCAGGUAUAAAGGUAAAGGCUAAAACAGGCAGGACCUCAGUGUAGCAGCAGCACAGCUCUCAGGAACAACCGCAAUCAUGAUGGGCAAAAUCACCUUCUACGAGGACAGGAACUUCCAGGGUCGUUCCUAUGAGACCAGCCAGGACUGCGCUGACAUGUCCUCCUUCCUGAGCAGGUGUCACUCCUGCAGGGUUGACAGCGGUUGCUUCAUGGUCUACGAUCACAACAACUACAUGGGAAACCAGUACUUCAUGAGGAGGGGCGAGUACCCUGACUACCAGCGCAUGGGAAUGGGAAUGAAUGACUGCAUCAGGUCCUGCCGCAUGAUCCCCAUGCACAAAGGAAACUUCAGGAUGAGGAUCUACGAGAGGGAGAACUUCGGAGGUCAGAUGCACGAGAUGACGGACGACUGUGACUCCAUCCAGGUCCGUUACCGUAUGUCCGACUGCCAGUCCUGCAACGUCAUGGACGGCCACUGGCUGAUGUACGAGCAGCCCCACUACAGAGGCAGGCAGAUGUACAUGAAGCCUGGAGAGUACAGGAACUUCAGUCAGAUGGGCAUGGGAGGCAUGAGCGGCAGCAUGAGGUUCAUGAGCAUGAGGCGUAUCAUGGAUAACAUGUCCAUGUAAUAUGCUCAGAUGUUGUACUAAAAUGGUGAAUAAAAUAAUGUUCUCAAUUCUA
Messenger RNA from Oncorhynchus gorbuscha (pink salmon), 722 nucleotides. RefSeq names its product gamma-crystallin M3-like. Gene Ontology annotation, biological process: visual perception; lens development in camera-type eye. The transcript has 3 exons. Gene Ontology annotation, molecular function: structural constituent of eye lens. Lineage: Eukaryota; Metazoa; Chordata; Actinopteri; Salmoniformes; Salmonidae. Bases 119 to 670 code for a protein of 183 amino acids. The record is from RefSeq and is a predicted model, not a curated record.